Adineta steineri is the source of this 1752-nucleotide messenger RNA. The record is from the annotation of a GenBank genome assembly. NCBI's taxonomy places the organism in Eukaryota, Metazoa, Rotifera, Eurotatoria, Adinetida, Adinetidae.
AUGACAUUUUCAGCUGGUUGUUAUCAAUUCGGUGCUUUUACUAAUGAAGCUCCUACUUAUUCUGAAGAUUGUCUCUAUUUAAAUGUAUGGGCUCCAGUAAAUGCAACAAAUACUUCUUUAUUACCAGUCAAAGUUUGGAUCUAUGGUGGAAGUGGUGAUACUGGUUCAAAUGCUGAUCCUUUAAGUAAUGGAUGUGCUAUAGCUACAAAUGCGAUUCUUGUUUCAAUGAAUUAUAGAUUUGGUCCUCUUGGUUGGCUUACAUUAGGAUCACCAACAAAUUUUACAGGUAAUUAUGGUGUUCUCGAUAUUCUCUUGGCAUUAAAAUGGAUUCAAGAAAAUAUUGUUUCAUUCGGUGGUAAUAAUAAAACUGUUCUCCUAUUUGGUGAAUCAACGGGUGGAUUUCUUGCUCAUAUUAUUAGUACUCUUCCUCAAGCUAAUACUCUUUUCUCAAGUGUUAUCUCAGAAUCAGGUUCUGGAAGAUAUCUCACAACUACUGAACAACAGAUUACAAAUGUUGAUCAAAUCAAUCAAGCAACAAUUAUCAAUGCUUCAAUAUAUUUUUAUUUACCUACUAAUUUUUAUGCUCAUGUUGAUGGAAAUAUAAUACCAGUACAACCAAUUUAUACUUCACCAAAAGUUCCAUUCAUGGCAGGCACAUGUACUAUGGAAGGAACUUUCUUUGCUUGGUCAUCUUUCUCUAAUCCACUGGGUGUUACUUCAAAUGAUUAUAAUACUUAUCUUAGUACUGUCUUUGGUGCUAAUCUUGUUUCCAAUAUUUCGUCUGUCUAUCCCAUCUCAAUGUUCAAUUCAACUAGUGUACCAGCUCUCUACGCUAUUGCUGCUGUUAUUACUGAUGCCGAAUAUGCUUGUCCAACACGACGCGCUCUCAAAACUUCAUUAACAACUAACUUGGGUACAUAUACUUAUUUAUGGAAUCAUACACCAAGUUGUCCAUGGAUAUCAUCAAUAAAAGUUGCCGCUCUCUCUGCCUUAGGUCCAACUCAUACUAGUGAACUUGCAUUUGUAUUUGGAGAAAUAUCAGAUUUACCACAACUAAGCGGAAUAUGUACACUAUCAGCAAAUGAACAAAUUUUAAGUGUAGAAAUGAUAACAGCAUGGCAAAGUAUGUCGAAAAAUGGUUAUCCAACAUUAGUAAAUGGAACUAAAUGGAUAGAUUGGAGUAAUGGUAAACAAGGUGUCAGAUUUGAUCAGAAUCUCACUUUUAACAUAAUCAAUAUGACACAAUGUGAUUUUUGGGAUUCGAUUCAAACAUUUAUGACAACUACAACUCCUGUAAGUGGAGUUAAAUCUUAUCACGGAAUUAUAAUCAGUGGUUUUCAUCUAACAUUUGCUAUAACAUAUAUUGGUCAAUGUCCAGUAGAACCUAUGGUAAUUACUUACAUGAUCGUUCAUGCUUCAAUUCAUCUAUUACUAAUUUUACUUGCUUUGAUUGGAGUAAUGAAUAUAAGACGUAAUUUUCCUCAUGGUAUAGAAGUAAAUAAAUCAAUGGAAACAAUUAUUCUCGUUAUUACUUUCAUUUCGACAUUUAUCGUACUCUUAUUUAGCUUUGCUUGGUUAAUUGCAGAUUCAGUUUGGGUAUAUGGUGUGAAAGUUAAUAAUGUUCAAGGAGAUUAUCCUAGUAUUACAAAAACGUAUUGUCGAUCUGAUUUAUAUAAACCUGCUUUUAUUCUCUUAACUAUUAAUUAUAUUGAUUUGUUGCAAAACAAGCCAACAAAUUUAUGCGAUGCAUAG